Molecule: messenger RNA, 654 nt
Organism: Eremothecium gossypii ATCC 10895
Lineage: Eukaryota; Fungi; Ascomycota; Saccharomycetes; Saccharomycetales; Saccharomycetaceae
Product: AEL133C-Ap
Exons: 1
Coding region: 1-654 (217 amino acids)
Source: RefSeq, marked provisional
AUGGUAGCCAUCUUGGGGCAAGCGAGGCGACAAGUUGUGCGCAAAAUGGUCUCUGUGCAGUCCAAUGAGCGCUAUGAUGAGGCGAGCCACUGCAGUGGGGACCUGGACAUCGUCGCGGACUACGUGACGUCGCUGCUGUACAAAUUCGUGCAGUUCGAGCGCAGCUUCAACAUCAUGCUGGUGCUGGGGCACAGCUACGACGUCCAACCCUUCCACGACAAGUUCCUGCGAGAGUUCGGCGCGACCGUGCUCACCAGCCAGGACGACCGCGACGCAUGGCAGGACUACCGGAACCGCCACUCCAACGUCCUCGUGACAUACACAAAGGCCAUGCUCGCCCCGUGCGCUUACACGGACAUGAUCAUCUUCAUCGACUACCUGCCCAGUCUCGAUGACUACACGCACGCCAUCACCAACCUCAGGGACGGCUGCGGCUUCUGCUAUCUGGUCUUCGACCCGGAGACGGUGGAGCUGGACGACAUGUCGUCCCGCACACUCGAUCUGCAGGAGUGCCUCGAAUGCUACCGCGCCGAUGACACAGGUCCGGUGGACCCGCUGUCUCUCGAUCCCAAUAUGCAGCUACUUCUUUCCAUGCUGGAAAUGGAAGAGAACACCAUCCAGGCCUGUAACUACUACGACACGGUCAUCUACUGA